AUGCGUAUUCACACGAACGAGAAACCGUACGAAUGCGAUGUGUGCGAGAAGCGUUUUACUCAAUCUGGUCAUUUGAAAACCCACACGCUGUACAUACAUACAUACCAGUACCCCGAAAAAGUACAUCAGUCCCUUCACCUCAUCACCGAAGAAGAGAAAAUUUUCCUCUUCUUCUUCUUCAGCUCUUUUUACAUCGUCAGAUUUUAA
Molecule: messenger RNA, 207 nt
Organism: Bathycoccus prasinos
Lineage: Eukaryota; Viridiplantae; Chlorophyta; Mamiellophyceae; Mamiellales; Bathycoccaceae
Product: PREDICTED: zinc finger protein 347-like
Exons: 2
Coding region: 1-207 (68 amino acids)
Biological process (GO): regulation of transcription by RNA polymerase II
Cellular component (GO): nucleus
Molecular function (GO): DNA-binding transcription factor activity, RNA polymerase II-specific; RNA polymerase II cis-regulatory region sequence-specific DNA binding
Source: RefSeq, a predicted model, not a curated record